AUGUCACAUCAUGACGCUGUCGAAAUCCACGCCGGUGACAUCGACGAGAUAGAGGAAGAUGAUGUGGAGGUGAUUUUAUGUCCACUCUCUAUCUCUUCUCACUGUCUAUUCCCUUCCUCAUCUUCCUCGGCAUAUUCUAGAUUUCAUUCGACCCGGACCGACACUAGUUCAUAUUCAUCUUCUGUUUCGACAAGUACUUUCCAUUCAACUUCCACCCAAAACGCUCCUACGUCAGAAGAAACUGCCAACCUUGACAACUCGCCCGUGGAUGAUAUUUCGGAAAAUGGGAAGGACGACAGACCUGAUGUUCCAAAUCUCCCAGAUCAAACUUUUUUCAUCUCACAUGAUCCCAUUGGACAUUUUCUGGACGUGGAAAACCAUGGCUACUGUCCUGAAGAGUUUAGGACUGUUGAAGGUGAUGAAAUUGAUAUCGACUCCGAUUUAUUGGAUUUGAUCUCUUUACCUUUUUCCCCUUCGUUCUCAGAAUCAGGUGAAUCGUCUUGUUUCAAUACUUCGACAGUGAAAGAAACACUUGGAUCAAGAUUGGAAUGUACAAGUUCAUCCCUGAGGAAUUCAUCUUCGGUUGAUGAUGUUUCAACAUUUGGAAAUUCGAUUACUACAAGGAUGGUCCCCAUCAUUCCGCCGGCAACAAUCAUACGAGAGGUAGAGGGAAAUGAAGAGGAAGACGAUGAUGGACAUGGAAAUGGUCAUGGAGGAUCAGCUGAAGGACUGAGUAAAGGAAUUGAGCGAACUGAAGCAAUUGAACAUGGUGCACGGAAUGAACGAGAGGAAAUGGAUGAACUGGAUGAAGUGGACUACUGUCAAAAGGGGAAUAUAGGGAUUGAGAGAAGUAUGGACGAUGGGUUGACAAAUACGAUUUUGGAUGUCUUGACAGAAAAAAGUAUUGUGUUGGAGGACCAACUGCGUAAGACUGAGAAAUUACGAAAAAAUGAGAUAGGUCCUUCACCAUCACAUAGCUUUGGUGAUCUGGAUUGUUUGGAUAGUACGAACGAGUCUAAAGAAUGGGACGAUUUAGAUUGUCUGGAAGAUGACGAUGUGGGGAUAAACACAAAUACGGAUUCAUCCCCUCAUCCUACAAUUUUAUAUGACGGUGAUCAGGUGGAUGUUUCGAACCACCUCAGAGCUUCGGUUUGGGACACACAAGAAGGGUUCGAGGAAGAUUGGGAAUGUCAAUCUUUAAAUUCAGGAGUGGAAUCUCUUCCUCCUAGUCGAUCUAAUUCGCCUUCUCCAUUAGUUGACCGAGUCCAGGGAAGAACCUACGAAUCAAGUUGUACGUCUGUAUCAAUGAACUGUAGGGAAGAAGAGACUACACAAUAUGGACUACAAACUCCUUACUCAAACUCGCCCUCAUCCAUCAGAUCAGUGGACGAGAUCUCACCUAUUGUUCAAGUAUCUCACUCGGUCAACCACAAAUCUCCCUUUGAGUCUAUCGUUCCUUCCGAGUACGAACAUGAUCAUUCUACUUCACCUUGUCCCAAACGUACGAAAUCGACUCUCGCCUUCUCAUCUCUGGACUCACCCUCGUCCGAUCGCUUUCGAGUUGAUUCAAUCUCAGAGCAAGAAAGCUCUCGAAACCGGCAGACAGGUAUUGAGGGCUUUAAGACAGUCUCGAAAGGAAACACACGUGAAGAACGACCAGGUAACAUCUCAAACCCCAUCAUCGUCGAAGAAGAACAACAGUCUCUCCGAGAAGCUUCCGUCAUUCCACGUCAAAUACUUCCACCUUCCACAGGUCCUCAAAGGAGUAAAACCCGUUGGCCACCAUGGGGGGAUAACACGAUUCAAUCUCGUAUGCAAGAAAUCACUUGUGAUACUUGUCAAGGUAGAUUACAUUAUGCUUGUGCUUCACUUCAUGAUGAUGAUGAUAUGAGAGGAGAACCUUAUUCUUGUCCACCUUGUGUUACUUUAUAUUCAAUGUCAUCACCUUCUCUUUCACCUUCUCCCACAACUCCUUCCAAUUUACCCAAUUUACCCAAUUCAUCUUCCUCACCUUCAUCUUCAUCAAAUAAUCUCCCAUCAAAUUCUUUGAUAUCCAAAAGUACUUCAACGACAAAUACCAAAUCGAAAAACCUAGUACCUCGUAAAAUCAGAGGUCGUAUAGUUCCUAUAGCACCACACGAUCGUUGUAUUCGACCAGAUUGUAUCCUUCGCUCAAGAAUAUCACUCAAAAGAAAACGUGAUGAUACAGAAUUAUAUUAUUUCGAACGUAUCAUAGGUCGUAGAGUUCUUCAUAGAUUAGGUAACGGUAAAAGGGUAUUCGAAUUUUUGGUCAAAUGGGAAGGAUGGGAGAUAUACGAUUCUACUUGGGAAAAAUCACGUAAUAUACCUCAUGUGGAAGUCCAACAUGAAUUAUUCGAGAUUAUGGCAAAGAGACAAGGUUUAGAAAUGAUGACUAGGACUUGUUUGUUGAAUGAAGCUGAGGAAUGGUGGGAUGAUAUGGGUGAGUUGAAAAGGGAUAAAUUGGAAAUGUUAGGUGUUCAACCUGCACCUUGGUGGGAUUGA
This is a messenger RNA of Tremella mesenterica DSM 1558, 2523 nucleotides long. RefSeq lists its product as uncharacterized. The transcript has 3 exons. The coding region runs from base 1 to 2523 and encodes 840 amino acids. Lineage: Eukaryota; Fungi; Basidiomycota; Tremellomycetes; Tremellales; Tremellaceae. The record is from RefSeq and is a predicted model, not a curated record.